CCUCAUCGACUUGCGCCAUGAGCUCUCGUCGAGGUCGCAAUGACGACGGUGCAGUGUCCAUCUCGUCUGGCGAAGAAGAAGAAGGAGGUCCUUCGGCAGCCGGAUCAUCACGACCAAAGCGAAUCGUCCUGAAACGCGGCGCCAAGUCGGAUACCGCUGGUCGCUCAGCAGCUGCUGCCGGCAAUGGUGGUGGGGAAGAGAUGAUGAUGGAGGCAGACUACGUGUCUCCCGAUGAGGACGGGGAUGACGGAGAGCGUGACGCUACUUUUGGAGCUCGACGUGGCGGCGGAGGUGGGACACAGCCGCUCAACACUGGCCCGCCAACGAUGGGAGCGACGAUUGCGCCUCGUCAAGUCACGAAUCGCGACUUUUCUCAUUUACACCUCAAGCAGGAUCAUGCGUCUCGACCGCUUUGGAUCUCUCCUGAUGAUGGGCAUAUCAUUCUCGAGGGAUUCAGUCCAAUCGCUGAGCAGGCCAUGGACUUUUUGGUGGCCAUUGCGGAGCCUGUUAGUCGCCCCGCCUUCAUCCACGAAUAUCGCCUCACCCCAUACUCCCUCUAUGCGGCAAUCUCAGUCGGCCUUUCACCCUCGGACAUCCUCUCCGUCUUGGAUCGACUGUCGAAAUCGACCCUUCCCGAAUCCAUUGUCGAAUUCAUUCGCGAUUAUACAGCCUCAUUCGGCAAGAUCAAGCUCGUACUUAAAGAGAAUCGCUACUUCGUCGAAUCGGCAGAGACCGAGACCUUGAGGACGCUGCUGCAAGACGAUGUUGUGGGAAAGGCCAGAGUGAGGGAAGAAGAUAGAGCUCAGCAAGGUGGCGGGGACGGCGAGGUGUUGGGAAGGAGUAAUGCGCCGCGUAGAGGUGAUCUGGUCAUUCCAGGAACCACCGCAGCUCAACGCAAUGCACAGCAACAGGGCCAACAGAAGCAAGGCCAGGCAGAUGCAGCCACAGCAGGUAGUAGUGCUAGCAAGGACGCCGCCGCUGCUGGUGCCCCUCAGCCAGAGACAGACGCUGCCGCCCGUCGAGAAGCUGAGGCCGACCUUUUCACCUCCAUCAUCGGGCAAGAAGACGACCCCACCUCACUGGACGCGGAUGAGGACACGGUUCACUCCUUCGAGAUCCGCGAAGAAGAGAUAGAGAACGUAAAGCGCCGCUGCAACGAGCUCGGAUUGCCCAUGCUUGAGGAGUACGACUUCCGUGCCGACUUGCGCAAUCCUGACCUCCCCAUCGACCUCAGGCCUUCAACGCAUAUCCGACCCUACCAAGAGAAGUCCCUCUCCAAAAUGUUCGGAAAUGGGCGUGCCCGCAGCGGGAUCAUCGUGCUCCCCUGCGGAGCGGGCAAGACGCUUGUGGGUAUUACGGCGGGGUGUACGAUCAAGAAGAGUACACUCGUGCUCUGCACCAGUAGCGUGAGCGUAAUGCAGUGGAAGCGCGAGUUCCUCAAGUGGUCCAACGUCAAGGAGGAGAUGGUCAGUGUCUUCACGGCAGACGUCAAGGAGAAAUUCUCCAGCUCGGCUGGUAUUGUCAUUUCCACGUACUCAAUGGUGGCCAACACGGGCAAGCGAUCACAUAGCUCGCAGAAGAUGAUGAACUUUCUAGAAUCGAGGGAGUGGGGCUUCAUCCUCCUCGACGAAGUCCACGUCGUCCCCGCCAGCAUGUUCCGUCGUGUCCUGACCCGCAUCAAGGCCCACUCCAAGCUUGGUCUGACCGCCACAUUGGUCCGCGAAGACGAGAAGAUCGACGAGUUGAACUUCCUCGUCGGCCCCAAGCUGUACGAAGCGAACUGGAUGGACCUAGCCGCCAAAGGUCACAUUGCGACCGUACAGUGCGCUGAAGUCUGGUGUCCCAUGACGCCCGAGUUCUACCGCGAGUACCUGCGUGAGAGCGCGAGGAGGAAGAUGCUGCUUUACUGCAUGAACCCGAACAAGUUUCAAGCCUGUCAAUUCCUCAUCAACUACCACGAGAAGAGAGGAGACAAGAUCAUCGUCUUUUCGGAUAAUGUGUUCGCGCUCGAGGCUUAUGCCAAGAAGCUGGUCAAGCCCUACAUCCAUGGUGGGACGCAGCAGACGAUCCGAAUGAGGAUUCUCCAACAUUUUCAGCAUAAUCCGGCGGUCAACACCAUUUUCCUCAGUAAGGUGGGCGAUACCUCGAUCGACUUGCCUGAGGCCACUUGCCUUAUCCAGAUCAGCUCGCACUUCGGCUCGAGGAGGCAAGAGGCGCAAAGAUUGGGGAGGAUCUUGAGGGCCAAGAGAAGGAACGACGAGGGCUUCAACGCAUUCUUCUACUCGCUCGUCUCAAAGGACACAGCAGAGAUGUUCUACUCCACCAAGCGUCAGCAAUUCCUCGUCGAUCAAGGCUACGCGUUCCGCGUCAUCACCGAGCUGGUCGGAAUGAAUGAGAUGCCCGACUUGGUCUACCGUACCCAAUCCGAGCAAAUCGAGCUGCUGCAGAGCGUGCUCAUCGCGAGCGAGAGCGCGGCGGAUAUCGGCACGGAUUUGGAUGGCACCAACGACCUCUUGGUAGCAGGCAAGAACGGAGGAGGCGGAGGGAGACAGUAUGGCGGUCCUCCGAGAGCCAUCAGUGGGGCAGGUGGUGGCCGGUUCGAGAAGGCGAAGCGCAGCGCCGGUUCUCUCAAUGCGCUUUCUGGCGCGGAACACAUGUCCUACAUUGAGCGCAAUCCUUCGGCUAACAAAGCUAUCACGAGGGACAAGGAGAGGAACAAGCUGUUUGUCAAGAGGAGUAACGAGCUGAAGAAGAGGAAGCAGAUGAUGGAUGAGGAGCGCGACUGAGGUGUCUGCGUACAUGUGAGAUCGUUCAUUCUGAGACUUUGUAUUUCUAGUCAAUCUACACCAUGACAAGUCUAGUCGCCACG
Molecule: messenger RNA, 2869 nt
Organism: Jaminaea rosea
Lineage: Eukaryota; Fungi; Basidiomycota; Exobasidiomycetes; Microstromatales
Product: DNA repair helicase rad25
Exons: 4
Coding region: 18-2786 (922 amino acids)
Biological process (GO): transcription initiation at RNA polymerase II promoter; nucleotide-excision repair
Cellular component (GO): transcription factor TFIIH holo complex; nucleotide-excision repair factor 3 complex; transcription preinitiation complex
Molecular function (GO): ATP binding; 3'-5' DNA helicase activity; DNA binding
Source: RefSeq, a predicted model, not a curated record